UACUCACCGUCUGCCACUCGUUUCCAUUGGAACAGACAAAGGCUCCGAGGGCUGGCGGAGGAUGCCGAGKCAGGCCGGAAUAUGUAUAUUUCUAAUGUUUGGCAGAUAGCAUAUAUUAAAUAGCAUGUCACCAUGCAACAUAGGACUGUUGUGACAUAUUGAUGAAGCCGAGAGUCGUGUGCGGGAGGACGCAGGCGCCACGCGGCGAUUGAUAGAGUAUGUGGGGGUCUGGUUUCGCCUCGUCCCGACCGUGUGUGGUUGAACUCGGGCGGAAUCACAGCCUGCCCUUGGGGAUAUGUGGCUCGGACGAGACUCACUCUCUUUAUGGCUAUAUCGUCGCAAUCCCUUUACAGGACUACGGUGGGACCAUGUCGGGAUUGGGGUCGGAUUCCUGGUGGAAGAAAACCAUCUAUAUCACCGGCGGUGCCCUCCUCGCUGCUGCUGCCUACCUAUUACACGAGCUGCUUGCCAUCAGGAAGGAGCAGGAGUUGGACUCUAAAGAUGCCAUCAUCCUCCACCAGUUCUCCAGGCCAAACACGGGGGUCCCCAGCCUCUCACCAUUCUGCCUCAAGAUGGAGACCUACCUACGCAUGGUGGACCUGCCCUACCAGAACUACUUUGAUGGGAAGCUCUCUCCGCAGGGCAAGAUGCCAUGGAUUGAGUAUAACAGGCAGCAGGUGUCGGGGUCAGAGUUCAUCAUUGACUUCCUGGAAGAGAAGCUGGGCGUCAACCUCAACAAUAACCUCAGUCCCCAGGAAAGAGCUGUGUCCCGGGCUGUCACCAAGAUGGUGGAGGAGCACCUCUACUGGACAAUAGCCUAUUGCCAGUGGGUAGACAACCUGGAGGAGACCCAGAAGAUGCUGUCAGUCACUGGUCCUCUCAGUGACAUGCUAAAGUGGAUCCUCGGCCACCUGAACAGCAGCAUGGUGCAAAGGGAGAUGUACGGCCAUGGCAUCGGACGCUUCUCCAAGGAGGAAGUCUACAAGCUGAUGGAGAAAGACAUGCGCACACUGGCCGAACUGCUCGGAGAUAAGAAGUACUUCAUGGGGCCUAAGAUGUCGACAGUGGAUGCUGCUGUGUUUGGUCACCUGGCCCAGGCCAUGUGGACACUACCCGYCACACGUCCUGAACAGCUCAUCAAAGGCGAGCUCAUCAACCUGGCCAUGUUCUGUGAGCGCAUGCGGAGAAAAUUCUGGCCUGAGUGGUUCGUGGACAUAGAGGACGUGUACUAUGACGGAGCAGACACUGACAGCAGCGAGGGCUCUUCUACAGGCCUGAUGGACUUUGGCCUGUUCUCCCGGACAGACACCAUGGAGGAGAGUGAAGCCUCUGACAAACACACACACUCACACACUCACUCCCCCGAUACGGACCACUCGCUGUUCGACUCGGACGUGGGCACGGGCUCGGACAAUGGGCCGCAGCUCAAGUGUGACCCUCCUAGUCUUGAUCGUCCUAAUCCUGCCCCUUCCAGUCCCAAACCUCCCAACCCUUGACCCAUCCUUAUCCAGGGAGGUGGGGUGGGUUUGGCUGAGGCAGUCAAACGGCCGGGAACUUCAAACUAGUCAGGGCGCUGCUAUCUGGAUUGGCAUCAUAGAGCUGCGGAACACAGAGGCACAGUUCUCGCUUCUACUGCUGCCCCUCCCUCUCUUCCAGAGAUCUGUGCUCACACACGGAGGCGCAGUUAUAUUCCAUGAUGACUGAAAACUAUAUCCUAACAAUGUAAUAUCAGUGCGCUCAGACAAACUGUGUAUUUGUAUGCAGAGCGUAUAAAUCGAACCCCAUGUUACAUGUGUUACAAUGUGAUUUCCUCACCCCUAGUGAUUGUGACAUUGCCAAUAUGGCACUAUCACAGACAUUGCCUUAUUUGUGCCAGGUGUCCAAGGGUACAGGCUAGUGUAAGACGUGAUGAGAGAGAUUGUUGGUUGAACCAGUUAGUGGUGUAUCUGUCCAUGGAAUACAGACAACAUGGCUGUUUCUUUAGAAAUGUAGCUGGUGAAAGAGAGACGAUGAUGAUGGUAGCAGAAACAUGAAAACACUGGAUUUUAGAGAAAGCUGAGGUCAGUCAUUUGCUAUGACUUGGACACAUUGUAAAGAGUGAUAUAUAAAGAGUCUUUGACUUGGGUGGCUGCUCUAGUCUGUGUCUUACUAACGGUGGGCUUUUCUACCAGUAGUCCUAUGGUUUGUGGCUUGCUGCUGAGCAUCAGCCAUAAUCACUUGCCUUUCCAUCAACCCUGUGUCUAACUUCACUCUAGUAAAGGAGAUUGGGAUAUGCAAAAGGAACUGGGGAUGUAACAUUCUUGUCGGAGUAGAGCCGACUCUUGUAUCUCACCACUAGAGGGUGCUGUAUCUAUACAUCCAUCCCGCUGUCUAUUUAGCUCUAUGGUCUCGAGUCCUGUCAGUUUCUGCCACUUGGAAUGUUAAAGGCCCAGUGAAGUCAACGUGAUAUUCCUGUGUUUUAUAUAUAUUUCCACACUAUGAGGUUGGAAUGA
Messenger RNA from Salvelinus sp. IW2-2015, 2492 nucleotides. Its product is annotated as failed axon connections homolog. The record is from RefSeq and is a predicted model, not a curated record. Gene Ontology annotation, cellular component: cytoplasm. NCBI's taxonomy places the organism in Eukaryota, Metazoa, Chordata, Actinopteri, Salmoniformes, Salmonidae.